Molecule: messenger RNA, 850 nt
Organism: Panicum virgatum (switchgrass)
Lineage: Eukaryota; Viridiplantae; Streptophyta; Magnoliopsida; Poales; Poaceae
Product: multiprotein-bridging factor 1c-like
Exons: 1
Coding region: 77-544 (155 amino acids)
Cellular component (GO): nucleus
Molecular function (GO): DNA binding
Source: RefSeq, a predicted model, not a curated record
UCAUCAUCCUCCGUGUUCGACAUCGUGAGCACUAGAGAGAGACAGAGGAAGAGAGAGAAGAGGGAGCGAAGCAGCGAUGCCGACGGGUAGGCUGAGCGGCAACAUCACCCAGGACUGGGAGCCGGUGGUGCUGCGGCGGACGAAGCCGAAGGCGGCGGACCUCAAGUCGGCGAAGGCGGUGAACCAGGCGCUGCGCUCGGGCGCGGCCGUGGAGACGGUGCGGAAGGCGGCGGCGGGCACGAACAGGCACGCCGCGGCGCCGGCGGCGCCCGCGCGGAAGCUGGACGAGACGACGGAGCCCGCGGCGGUGGAGCGGGUGGCCGCGGAGGUGCGCGCGGCGAUCCAGAGGGCGCGCGCGGCCAAGGGGUGGAGCCAGGCGGAGCUGGCCAAGCGCAUCAGCGAGCGCGCGCAGGUGGUGCAGGAGUACGAGAGCGGCAGGGCGGCGCCCGCGCAGGCCGUGCUCGCCAAGAUGGAGCGCGCGCUCGAGGUCAAGCUCCGCGGCAGGGGCGUCGGAGCGCCCCUGGCGGCCGGCGGCGGCAAGUGAUCGAUGCGGUGGCCCUGUGCAGACCGGAACCAUCGAUGGAUUAACCUCUUUCGGCUCGUGGAGGGUGCGAAUCGGCGGCGAAUCGGACGUGUAGUUUGUUCGUGUUGUGAUCGGCUUGGAAGACUUGGGGGGAUGCAAUCAGUAGUAACGCGUGCGCUAGUGAUUUCCAGAAAUUUUCUUGUGUUUGUGGUGAUCUCUUGGAAGGUUUUGGGGAUGUAAAUCAGUAGUAAUGCAUUCGCAAGUGAUUUCUAGAAAUUUAUUGGGUGCUAUACCGGAAAUCUGAUGAACUAUUCUGCUUCCUCUGUU